Messenger RNA from Moesziomyces antarcticus, 1284 nucleotides. Its product is annotated as DUF821 domain-containing protein. The transcript has a single exon. The record is from RefSeq and is a predicted model, not a curated record. Bases 1 to 1284 code for a protein of 427 amino acids. NCBI's taxonomy places the organism in Eukaryota, Fungi, Basidiomycota, Ustilaginomycetes, Ustilaginales, Ustilaginaceae.
AUGGACGCAGCCACAUGCAAGGCCGAGUUCCCCCUCCUCUUUCCGCAGAUCGACGACAACCUUGCAGCGUGGCGGGCCAAGGGUGGGAUUUCGUUCCAGGAUCUCGACGAGGCCGCACGCACGUGCGAUCCGCGCUGGGGUAUGGCGCGUAUCGUGAUUCGCGACGGCCAGCUCUUCCUGCGCCAAGUGCGCGAGGGCGACGAAUCGCGCAUCUCGGCUCUGCUCCAUCUCAUCCACACCGCGGUGACGACCGACCCAUCGUCGACGUCGCAGGCAGGAAAUGACACGGGCAUCGAGCUGGUUCUGUCCGAAGCCGACCGGGAUGCAUCGCCCAACGAUGCCGUAUGGGCGAUCAGCAAACGCAUCGACGAACCCAAGUCCAAAGGAACAUGGCUGUUGCCCGAUUUUGGCUUUGCAGGUUGGCCCGAAACGGGCAUUGCGUCGUUCGACGAGUUCCUCCACCUCGCACAGCUGCAGGACCAGCUGGCUCCAUGGGACCACAAGGGGGAUAAGAUUCUGUGGCGCGGCUUGGCCAAUGGCUAUCCGCCUCGGGUGGAUCUGCUUGAUCGCACGGAUCCGCGCAAGGUUGCGGGUGCCGAGGCAUGGGCGGACGUGAAGCAGACGAGCUUUCACGAUGUCGGGGCCGAAUUCCACCCGCUCAUCCCCAUGCACGAGCACUGCCGACACAGGUACCUCGUGCAGACCGAGGGCAACAGCUACUCGGGUCGCGGCAAGUUCCUCUGGUCGUGCCGCAGUGUCACCGUCGCGCAUCCCAUGCAGUGGACGCAGCACUUUCACCCGGCCCUCAAUGCUGACCCGACCAGUCGUGCGCAAAACUUCAUCGAGCUGCCCGGUCCACUCUUCAAUGGCCUGGAAGAGACGACGCGACAGCUGCAAAAUACGGCGGGGAUUCCGAUCGAGCAGGAUCUGCAGACGACGCAGGGCGUUGCGGGUGCGCUCGGGGUAAAUCCGCCGCAGAGGAUUGCGGAUAAUGCGGUCGAGUCGCUAAGGAGGAGAUACCUUACUCCGGCUGCUACGGCAUGCUAUCUGCGUGCGGCGCUGGCGGCGUAUGCGCAGGUGCUCAAGACGGACACUUGGCCGCGCGAGGAGAAUGCACCCGCGUGGGACAAUGGCGGAACGGGCAUCGUGCCGCAUGGCGGACCGGGUGGCGGCGUCGCACCGGGUGGAGGCAGGGGCAAGGACCUCGUCAAGGUCGGCGUCAAGGGCGAUAUCGAGUACGGCGUCUGGCGCAUCUCGGGCAGCCCCAACUGGCCUCCCCAAUAG